AGUACUUGUGAAAACCUUCAAAUUUGCUCAAUGCUGGACUUGAGGACAGGAGCAGCAUUUCGUUGAUUAGCACAAAUCGCCUUUGCAGGUCACUGAACGCUCAUCGCUCCAUUAUUUUUUUUCUCGCUUGGACGGAACCUGGUGUUUCUCCCGCCGUCCUCCGCUCAACAAGCAUCCGUUCCUGCAUUGCUAACGGCUCCACAUGGGCCGCUCCCUGUUAAAGCAGGCGGCUCGCCUAACGCUCCUAAUCCUGCUCUCAGCCUCCAUCGCAAAUGCUUUACUCUGCCCAAACUUCCAAUGCGGCGAGGGACUAUUCACGCUAGGGAAAUUCUUAGAUCCAAACACGCCGUCGGAUGUCUUUCUCGAGCCAAGUGACCCUCUGGUGGAGGCGUAUUUCUUUCCGGGGCAGAUGUACAACUACAACCAGUACAACAUCUUCGACGAAAUGCUUAGCGAUCCGUACACCGACUGUUACAGGUUCUGCGCGGGUUACAACUCGAAGCUGCCGGCCGACGCGACGAUCGACUCGAAGGCCAAGUACUGGAUGUUCGAAGAGACGUGCGUCGACGGGAAUGGAGGAAUCUGCGCGUGCUAUAACGCGUACAGGUGCAAGGACGAGACCAGCUUCACGGACGACUGGAUGCAGCCGGCGCGCGGCGACAUGGCGACGGACGACUACGAGGUGCCGGCUAACUUCACAGUUGGCGCGCUGUGCCUCGCCGUCGAGAAGGGCGACCCGCACUUCACGGGCGCCGACGGCUCGCACUUCGACUUCUCCGGCCUCCCAAACCACCACUUCGCGCUUAUCUCCGACGCGCACUUGCAGGUCAACGGCUACUUCGGCGGGCGCUUCGGCGCGUGGGGCAACACGACCAAGGCGCUGACGUGGAUCCGAUCCCUCGGGAUCAUGUUCGGCCACCACACCGCCGUGCUUCACGCGCGUAACGGCUCAUCCGCCGACUACGGAAACGGCUACUUGGGCCACGUGACGGUUAACGACCGGCCGGUUAGGGUACCGGCGCCGGGACUGAGCGUUGCGCUUUGGCCGGGCGCGUCGCUGCGGUGGGUGAACGCGCGGCUCCGGAGCGGGAACGACCUUGUAGACGUAUACGAUCUGCUUAUAGCGGAUAUGGGCACGCUGCGGUUGACACUGCGGCCGGAGGUGAAGAAUCUCCGCACGGGCGACGAUGGCGUGGUGCACUUCGGUAUAGAUGUGUUGGGCGCGACGUUCUCGUCCGCCGUGCACGGCGUGCUGGGGCAGACGUUCCGACCGGACUUCCAGGGACGGCUGGCGUCCCAGGACCUCAAGUACAACCCUCUGCUGCGCGCCAAUGCAGUGCCGGGGGACAACGCGGAGGGGUUCAUAGACGGAACCGUGGAGGACUAUCUGGUGUCGGGCCUCCUAAAAUCCGACUGCCGCUUCUGCCGCUUCUCGCGCUCGCCCGAGAUGUCAGUUUCCAGGGUUAUAAUAAGUAGAGUGCAGCAUGGAUGGUGAAGUCCAGCAUGCUUUCAGCAUGCCCUGAGAGGUGAAUAUUCUUGACUGAUCCGGGCAGGAUGCUCACCCCAAUAAGGAUACACUUCAUGC
This is a messenger RNA of Closterium sp. NIES-67, 1585 nucleotides long. The record is from the annotation of a GenBank genome assembly. Lineage: Eukaryota; Viridiplantae; Streptophyta; Zygnematophyceae; Desmidiales; Closteriaceae.